Molecule: messenger RNA, 1170 nt
Organism: Diaporthe batatas
Lineage: Eukaryota; Fungi; Ascomycota; Sordariomycetes; Diaporthales; Diaporthaceae
Exons: 2
Coding region: 1-1170 (389 amino acids)
Molecular function (GO): iron ion binding; monooxygenase activity; oxidoreductase activity, acting on paired donors, with incorporation or reduction of molecular oxygen
Source: RefSeq, a predicted model, not a curated record
AUGGUCCACGUCGUCAAAGCAGAUCUCACCCGCCAAAUCCCCCUUCUAACCCUGCAAUUGUCUGGCGAGGUUCAACGAUCCAUCCACGAGGCGCUGGGUUCUGGUUCUGAAUACGUUGAAUUAAACGUCUUCCCAAAGCUUCUGCGCGUCGUGGCCAUCGUCUCGGGUCUCGCGUUCGUGGGCCCUGAUAUGUACCGCCAAGAGGAGUAUAUCACCAACAGCAUCACUUUCACAGUGGACCUCUUUGGCGCCAUAGCAAAAUUGAAGGCCUGGCCGAAUUGGGGUCCCUUGAGAGCGAUUGCUGCUCGCUUUAUCGCUCCGGUCAAGAGACUCCACCAGCACCGACAAAAAGCGUAUGAUUACUAUAUCCCCCGAAUUCAGGAGCGGCGGAAGACGACAUCAGGCCAGGACGCUAGCGAGAAGCCCAAGGAUAUGCUCCAGUGGCUCCUCAACAAAGCGGACGAGUUCGGCGUCAAAACGGAUGAGGAGAUUGCUAUGGUUUUGAUCCUGCUUGGCGUCGCAGCCAUUCAUACAACAACGUUGACCGUGGUCCAUAUACUUUACGAUCUCAUCGGUCAUUGCCCGGAGGUUAUUCCUGAUCUCCGCAAAGAAAUUCAGGCUGCAUUGGACGGCCAUGGUGGAAGGAUCACAUCCGAAGCCCUAUACAAGAUGAAACUCUUGGACUCAGUCAUGCGUGAAUCUGCAAGGCUCAAUCCGACCAACGUCAUGAGGAUGCAACGCAGCGUGUUGCAGUCGUUCCAACUAUCAGACGGAACGGUGAUCCCUGCGGGUGUCGACAUCGCCGUGCCCGCGCUGCCGGUCAACCUGGACGAGGCCAAGUACCCCGACGCGCUGCGUUUCGACCCCUACCGAUUCGUCCGUCUGAGGUCUGGCGAGAAGCCCGACCCUAAUGGUUAUGCAAGCCGUGAGCUCUACCAGUUCAUUUCCGUGACCAAGGAGAACAUGGCCUUUGGGUUUGGGAAGCCGGCCUGUCCGGGGAGGUUCUUUGCAGCGGCCGAGAUCAAGUUGAUACUCAUCUCCAUCUUGAGAGAUUAUGAUCUCAAGAUGCCAGGUGGGCUGGAGGGACGGUAUGCGAAUAAUGUCCGUGGGACAUCCAUCUCGCCAGACUUUAGCAAGACCAUCGUGAUCCGUAGAAGGGCCGAGGUCUGA